This is a messenger RNA of Sebastes umbrosus (honeycomb rockfish), 2601 nucleotides long. It is a transcript of the gene efcc1, whose product is annotated as EF-hand and coiled-coil domain containing 1. Gene Ontology annotation, molecular function: calcium ion binding. NCBI's taxonomy places the organism in Eukaryota, Metazoa, Chordata, Actinopteri, Perciformes, Sebastidae. The record is from RefSeq and is a predicted model, not a curated record. The transcript is spliced from 9 exons. Bases 384 to 2330 code for a protein of 648 amino acids.
AACAUUAGUUAGCUAGCUCAUUGUGGAAAUGUAGACCAUAGGUUUAAUAAAAAACAAUAAAUAUAUAUAGGCUAAUACCUGCAAUUUCUCUGACAGUUGGGCUUUCAGUAUUAAUAUUAAUGAUUUAAUAUUAAAACAACACAUUACAGUUGUGUGCUCACCUCAGCUCCUGUCGGUCCGGAUAUGAAGAGUCUGGACUAUAAAGUCUUCUUGAAGAGUUUCAGCUCCUCCAGUCUGCUGGAGAGGAUGAACAGGAUCACACGCACAGAGGAGGAUGCAGGAGAGGAAACAAAGUAACAGUUUGAGGAACUACGAUGUUUGUCAGUGGAGAUGCUGCAGAAACAAAGUAACAGUUUGAAGAGAUAUGAUGUUUCUGAGUGGAGAUGAUGAUGAUGAUGCAGGACUCGUUGGACUCCAGUGAUCCGUACAGCAGACCAGCUCGGAGGACACAAUGGGUCGUCAGCUCUCUGGCCUACCACUACGGACUGGACCGGGGGGUGGAGAACGAGAUCAUAGUCCUGGCUACCGGACUGGACCAGUACCUGCAGGAGAUCUUCCAUCACAUGGACUACCAGGGAGGAGGCAAGAUCUCCGUGGAGGACUUUAACAUCCUGUGUGAGGUCCUGGGACUAAACAAAGACUCUGAUGAGGACGCAGAGUGCUCCGGGGUUCUGGAGAACUUACCCAGCGAGCUCACCUUCAGAUGCUUCCACGCCAAACUGUGCGGGUUCUUCAGCACCAAGGCGGGCUGUCAGUACGAGACCGGCCGGCUGCUGGUGGAGAGGGACAGCGAGCACAUCGAGACUCAGAUCCGCCUGAGGAGCCCUCUGAGGCGGCGCAGAGAGACGCUGCUGUCGGUCGGUUCCUCCGGGUCCGGCUGCAGGUCCGGGUCCGGCUGCAGGCUCGGAUCCGGCUGCAGGCUCGGGUCCUGCACCAAGGAGUGCUAUGAGGAGAUAGUGGCUCUGGAAGAAGCAGAGGACCGAGUCCUGAAGCUGGAGGACGAGAACGCCAGUCUGAGGGAGCUGAUCGAGGACAUGAGAGCAGCUCUGCAGAGCAGCGAUGCUCGAUGUCUGGCUCUGCAGGUAGGACUAUGGAAGAGCCACUCCAAACAUAAACCAGAGGACGGCUGUCUGGCUGUCCACCAGAAACAAGCGGCCCAGAAGAGUUUGAGCAACCUGCAGAGCAGCACCUACAGCAACCUGAAGAGCCUGCAGACCAUCAUCCACGAGAUCGAGCUGCUGCGGAGCUCCAGAGACCUGCAGGUAGAGGAAGCCAUGCUGUGUAACGAGAGACUGGAGCAGGAGCUGUGGAGCUCUAAAGAGACUGUGGCCGCUCUGGAGGACUGUAACCGAGCCCUGAAGAGGGAGCAGGUGGGCAUGAGGAGGAAGGUGGAGGAGGCCAGGCAGGCGCUGCUCAGCGGCCUGGGUAAGGUGAAGGAACUGGAGGCCAAGGCCAACCAUGUGCCGGCGCUGCAGAGGCACAUCCUCCAGCUGGAGUCGGAGCUCCUCUACUACAGGUCGGAGGUGUCUAAACUACAACUCCCAGGCAGCACCAGGGCAGAGCAGCAGCAGCAGCUGAGCGUCGGCAGCAGCAGGCCGAGCCAGAGAUGUUGCUCGGACUCCCAACAUGACCGAUGUUCUCCGACAGGGCGAGCUGUGACGACGCCGGAUAAGAUGGAGGAGCAGCUGUUUCGUUCGGUGGAAGGCCAGGCAGCGUCUGACGAGGAAGAUGAUAAGUGGACCGAAGAUCAGCAGAGGCAGGUGGACGAGGUGAAGAGGAUCUUAGCGAGGCUGUCCUGCUGUGGGGAAAGGUGCGACGACAAGGCGUUCAAGAAGCUGAUGUCUAACUACGGGAGCUCGAGGAGCGAGGAGAGCUGCGGCGCUGUGCUGGAGCUCCUGGAGAGGGUGACCAGGCUGCACAAGCAGCUGGAGCUGAAGGAGAGCCGGGCAGAGAUCGACAUGGACCAGAUGAAGGACUCUCUGGUGCAGGAGCUGCAGCAGAAGGCCGAGGAGACGGAGCUGCUUCAGAUGGAGCUGCAGAUGCUGGAGACCGAGAGGGUUCGUCUGUCGCUGGUGGAGGAGAAACUAGUGGACAUCCUGCAGCUCCUCCAGCAGCUCAGAGACCUGAACGUCUCGCGGAGGUCUCUCGGGAAAAUCUUGCUCAGCACUUUGGGGUCCUGCAGCGACCCGCAACACGGGAAAGCCCACAUUCUGGAGGUGCUCAACGCGCUCUAUCAUGAACUGGCUGCCUGUGAGAUUCUGUCGACCGGUGGACCUCUGGAGCGAACACAGAGUCAGCAGUCUCUGAACGCCCUCAUCAUCUCCUGCUAAUCCAGACUGCCUCCUGCUGGGCCAGCGAUGCUCCUACAGCAUUUCUAGAGAACACUGAAAGCUCAACAGUGGUCAAAAAAAUGUGUAUAGUGUAUUAUAUUGUAGCUUACAUACUCCUCAGACCCUAUUAUCUAUACAGGGAUAUUAGUCUAGACCAGGGGUCAGCAACCUUUACUAUCAAAAGAGACAUUUUAGGCAAAGAAAAACAAAAAUGUCUGUCUGGAGCUGCAAAACAUGUGAUCAUUGUGAUGAAGGUAACACAGUUUAUAGU